Molecule: messenger RNA, 3792 nt
Organism: Pelobates cultripes (western spadefoot toad)
Lineage: Eukaryota; Metazoa; Chordata; Amphibia; Anura; Pelobatidae
Source: the annotation of a GenBank genome assembly
AGUUAACGUCGUCUUGCUGCGGACAGUAUGCAGCGGCAUUAAAGUCGCAGUAACAAAGUAUGGGCGAACGCUAUAAAGUAACAGGAAGAGUAAUUUCAUUCAGCAGCAAGAAAUGGAUGGAAAGUCUCAACAGCGCAGGAAGGGUUAGUAGCAGCGACUGUUUUUGUUAAUGUUGUGGAGUGACCAACGUACGAUCACGUUUUGCCCCCAAUCAGGAGCCUAGCAUGCCACUUUAUGUUCAAAGUCCAAGCAUUUUAAAAGCAGAAUAUACCGCAUCCUGUAUAUACAGAGGGUAGGUCCUACUAUUAGUCACCAUCUGUAACGUCGCAAGGAAAAAAUAGGAGUAAGGAUGCAGGUUAAGCGGUAUCUGGGGACACGGUCUUCACUAUAAAAAUAAGCACAACUCUAUCAGAGAUAACAUAUGGCAAAAAUGAUUACAAAACAUGCUAAAGAUGAUUAUCUAAGGUGGUAUUUAUAUUCUCCUAAGGCAAUGCCAGCCGUGUGCUCUUUAUACUGUUAAUUAUCCAUUUAUGAUGAUCACAUUUUUAGACAUACCUCCAAGAAACAGCAAAGCACAAUCAGACACACAGAUACCCUCUAAAACUUGUGCACCUUGUAAUGUUUAAAAGAACAGCCAAACAUACAGUAACAGUUUUACCGUACUAUAAUAACAGGUAGUGGGAUGCAGAGACACAAAUGCUGAAAAUUAGACACUGUGAUGGACAAAACAUUAAUUUGAAAGGAGGAUAUUUAGGAGAAAUGAAAAAGAAAGACAGAGAGGGACAGGGAACAAGAAGAGACAGGAAGCUACAAGCAUUAAGAACAGAGAGACAGGAAACUACAGGCAUCAAUAAUAGAUAGACGGGAAGUUCCCGGGCCACAAAUGCAGUGAGAGACAGGAUGUUACAGGCAACAAGAACAGAGAAAGGGAGAGUGAAACCUACAGAGAAAUAGAGGAAGGACAAGGCCACGAGAACAGAGAGAAACAUGAAGCUACAGGGAGCAAAAACAGAGCGAGACAGGAAGUUACAGGCAACAAGAGCAGAGAGACAGGAAGUUACAGGCAGCAAGAGCAGAGAGAGACAGGAAGGUACAGGCAGCAAGAGCAGAGAGAAACAGGAAGGUACAGGCAGCAAGAGCAGAGAGAGACAGGAAGCUACAGGUAGCAAGAACAGAGAGGCAGGAAGCUACAGGUAUUAAGAGCAGAGAGAGACAGGAAGCUAUAGGUAGCAAGAACAGAGAGACAGGAAGCUACAGGUAGCAAGAACAAAGAGACAGGAAGCUACAGGUAACAAGAGCAGAGAGACAGGAAGCUACAGGUAGCAAGAGCAGAGAGACAGGAAGCUACAGGCAGCAAGAGCAGAGAGACAGGAAGCUACAGGUAGCAAGAGCAGAGAGAGACAGGAAGGUACAGGCAGCAAGAGCAGAGAGAGACAGGAAGCUACAGGCAGCAAGAGCAGAGAGAGACGGGAAGCUACAGGCAGCAAGAGCAGAGAGAGACAGGAAGCUACAGGCAGCAAGAGCAGAGAGAGAGAAAGGAAGCUACAUGCAGCAAGAGCAGAGAGACAGGAAGCUACAGGUAGCAAGAACAGAGAGACAGGAAGCUACAGGUAGCAAGAACAAAGAGACAGGAAGCUACAGGUAGCAAGAGCAGAGAGACAGGAAGGUACAGGCAGCAAGAGCAGAGAGAGACAGGAAGCUACAGGCAACAAGAGCAGAGAGAGACAGGAAGGUACAGGCAGCAAGAGCAGAGAGAGACAGGAAGCUACAGGCAGCAAGAGCAGAGAGAGAGAAAGGAAGCUACAUGCAGCAAGAGCAGAGAGACAGGAAGCUACAGGUAGCAAGAACAGAGAGACAGGAAGCUACAGGUAGCAAGACCAAAGAGACAGGAAGCUACGGGUAGCAAGAGCAGAGAGACAGGAAGCUACAGGUAGCAAGAGCAGAGAGACAGGAAGCUACAGGCAGCAAGAGCAGAGAGACAGGAAGCUACAGGCAGCAAGAACAGAGAGAAAGGAAGCUACAGGCAGCAAGAACAGAGAGAAAGGAAGCUACAGGCAGCAAGAACAGAGAGACAGGAAGCUACAGGUAUCAAGAGCAGAGAGACAGGAAGCUACAGGUAGCAAGAACAGAGAGAAAGGAAGCUACAGGCAGCAAGAGCAAAAAGACAGGAAGUUACAGGUAUCAAGAACAGAGAGAAAGGAAGCUACAGGCAGCAAGAGCAGAGAGAGACAGGAAGCUACAGGCAACAAGAGCAGAGAGAGACAGGAAGCUACAGGUAGCAAGAACAGAGAGAGACAGGAAGCUACAGGUAGCAACAACAGAGCGAGACAGGAAGCUACAGGUAGCAAGAACAGAGAGACAGGAAGCUACAGGUAGCAAGAGCAGAGAGACAGGAAGCUACAGGUAGCAAGAACAGAGAGACAGGAAGCUACAGGUAGCAAGAGCAGAGAGACAUGAAGCUACAGGUAGCAAGAGCAGAGAGACAGGAAGCUACAGGCAGCAAGAGCAGAGAGAGACAGGAAGCUACAGGCAGCAAAAGCAGAGAGACAGGAAGCUACAGGCAGCAAGAGCAGAGAGAGACAGGAAGCUACAGGCGGCGGUAUAGAUAAGAAGACAGAACGAUCAGCUACAGGUAGCAAGGGCAGAGCGAAAUAGAAAGCUUUAGGCAGAAUUAAUCACAAGAGGCACUGAACGAAUGAUGUUUAAAAAAGAAAAUACAAGCAGAGAUAAAGGAUGCUACUUGCAGAUUGAAGACAAAAUACAGGCAGCAGAAAAGUUACACACCAUAACUACAAACACCAUAACUACAAACUAUAAGGAAAUAGGGGGUAGUUGGGAUAAUUAAAAAAAAAAACUAAAACCAAGAUGUAAAAUCUGUAGACAGCAAAAACAAUUAGAGGAAGAAAUCUACAAUGGGAAGGAAGGUUUAGUGGCAAGAAUCUGCAAGGCAAUAAGAACAAAUAGGAUUAGGAAUCUACAGACAGCAGGAAUGAUUAGAGGAAGGAAUCUACAGACAGCAGGAAUGAUUAGAGGAAGGAAUCUACGGACAGCAGGAAUGAUUGGAGGCAGAAAUCUACAGACAGCAGAAAUGAUUGGAGGCAGAAAUCUACAGACAGCAGGAAUGAUUGGAGGCAGAAAUCUACAGACAGCAGGAAAGAUUGGAGGAAGGAAUCUAUAGACGGUUGGAAUGGUUGGAGGCAGGAAUCUAAAGAUAGCAGGAAUGAUUACAGACUGGAAACUACAGACAGCAGAAAUGAAGGGAGGCAGGAAUCUUCAAACAGCAUGAAUGAAUGGACAUGGAAUCUAAAGACAGCAGGAAUGAUUGGAGGAAGGAAUCUAAAAAUAGUAUGAAUUAUCACAGACUGAAAAUCUACCGGCAGCAGGAAUGAUUAGAGGCGGGUAUUUAUAGAUAGCAGGAAUGAUUAGAGGCGGGUAUUUACAGAUAGCAGGAAUAUUAGAGGCGGGUAUUUAUAGAUAGCAGGAAUGAUUAGAGGCGGGUAUUUAUAGACAUAAGGAAUGAUUAGAGGUAGAUAUUUACAGAUAGCAGGAUUGAUUACAAGCAGGUAUUUAUAGAUAGCAGGAAUGAUUAAAGGCGGGUAUUUACAGAUAGCAGGAAUGAUUAGAGGAGGGUAUUUACAGAUAGCAGGAAUAUUAGAGGCGGGUAUUUAUAGAUAGCAGGAAUGAUUAGAGGCGGUUAUUUACAGAUAGCAGGAAUGAUUAGAGGAGGGUAUUUACAGAUAGCAGGAAUAUUAGAGGCGGGUAUUUAUAGAUAGCAGGAAUGAUUAGAGGCGG